AGCCCCCCGCGAGCCGGGAGCCGCGAGCCUGGCCGCCGACGUCCGCGCUGAGUCGAGAGCUUGCCGUCGCGGUUAAGCAUACCCCCGUCGACUCCGUCAAGCAUCCGCAGGUGACGGAUCUUUUCGCCGGUAGAGCCCCCCGCCCCCCACACCACAGCCGCCAUGGACGCCAUCAAGAAGAAGAUGCAGGCGAUGAAGAUGGAGAAGGACGCGGCCAUGGACAAGGCCGACACCUGCGAGGGGCAGGCCAAGGACGCCAACUCCCGUGCCGACAAGGUCCUUGAGGACGUCCGCGACCUCUCCAAGAAGCUGGUCCAGGUCGAACAGGACCUCAACACCACCAAGAGCAACCUCGAACAGGCCAACAAGGACCUCGAGGAGAAGGAGAAGGCCCUCACCAACGCCGAGAGCGAGGUAGCCUCCCUCAACAGGAAGGUCCAGAUGAUUGAGGAGGACUUGGAGCGCUCCGAGGAGAGGUCCGGCACCGCCACCACCAAGCUGGCCGAGGCUUCCCAGGCCGCCGACGAGGCCAACCGCAUGUGCAAGGUUCUGGAGAACCGCAGCCAGCAGGACGAGGAGCGCAUGGACCAGCUCACCAACCAGCUCAAGGAAGCCAGGCUGCUGGCUGAGGACGCCGACGGCAAGUCCGACGAGGUUUCCCGCAAGCUGGCCUUCGUUGAAGACGAGCUGGAAGUCGCUGAGGACCGUGUCAAGUCCGGUGACGCCAAGAUCAUGGAGCUCGAGGAGGAGUUGAAGGUCGUGGGCAACAGCUUGAAGUCCCUGGAGGUCUCGGAGGAGAAGGCCAACCAGCGAGUGGAGGAGUACAAGCGCCAGAUCAAGACCCUCACCGUCAGGCUGAAGGAGGCUGAGGCCCGCGCCGAGUUCGCCGAGAAGACGGUCAAGAAGUUGCAGAAGGAGGUCGACCGGCUGGAGGACGAGCUCGGCAUCAACAAGGACAGGUACAAGUCCCUGGCCGACGAGAUGGACUCCACCUUCGCCGAGUUGGCCGGCUACUAAACGGACGACGUGCCGGCUAACAGUCGCCGGUGACCAAGCUUUCACCAUCAGGCUCGCCACCACCAUCUCACCAUCACCACCACCACCACAAUCACCAACACCAAGCACAAUAAAGAAAAGAGUCUCUCGCAUUAUUGUUCUGAGCGUGUUUUUGUAUCUGAGCCGGCCUGAUCUUGCUUCCUGUGGUGGCACAUGGCUUUGGAGGCCUUUCCAGUACUCCACAAUGUGAAUAUAACUCAAAUAUAACGACGCUUCGACGAGGAUGAGAAAGUCAACAACCCUGUUAGGAUAAGAAAUGGAUGGUUCUCUACACAGUUUUAUUAUUUUUUCCCCUUUCAAUCGGCUUUCAGUUUCGUACGGGAUCACACUCACACACACGCACGCAUGGAAGGGGCACUUACACCAAUUUCUUCAACCAUUAUGUUGAUUUGUAUUAUUAUGUUUAUAAAUAAACGUUAUAUUUAUUUCUCAAUAA
Messenger RNA from Thrips palmi, 1492 nucleotides. It is a transcript of the gene Tm2, whose product is annotated as tropomyosin-1. The record is from RefSeq and is a predicted model, not a curated record. Gene Ontology annotation, biological process: actin filament organization; muscle contraction. Lineage: Eukaryota; Metazoa; Arthropoda; Insecta; Thysanoptera; Thripidae. Gene Ontology annotation, molecular function: actin filament binding. Gene Ontology annotation, cellular component: actin filament. The transcript has 9 exons. Bases 163 to 1017 code for a protein of 284 amino acids.